UCUUCAUUGGCCGGGGCGGCUGCUAGCGGCUGCGGGGCGCUGGCGAUGGGGUUAAAAGCACGUCGCCGUCGCCCUGUCUAGGCGCCGGCUGGGAGCGGUGAACCUGCACGUCGAGCUGGCAGCCGCAGUCGCACGCCAUGGACAGGCGCCUCUGCCUCUGCCGCGUGGCCGUGCUCCCGAGUGGCCACUUGUGCCUGCUGCUGCUGCUGCUGCUGCUGCUAAUGCUGCCCGCAGACUCGGCGCUGCCUGCCCAACGUCACCCCCCAGUGGUGCUCGUGCCUGGUGAUUUGGGCAACCAGCUAGAAGCAAAGCUGGACAAGCCGACGGUUGUGCACUACCUUUGCUUCAAAAAGACUGACAGCUACUUCACGCUCUGGCUGAACCUUGAACUUCUGCUGCCGGUCAUCAUUGACUGCUGGGUCGACAAUAUCAGGCUAGUUUACAACAGAACAUCCGGGACCACCCAUUUUCCUGAUGGUGUGGAUGUGCGUGUCCCUGGCUUUGGGAAGACUUUCUCAUUGGAGUUCCUGGACCCUAGCAAAAGCAGUGUGGGUUCCUAUUUCCAUACCAUGGUGGACAGCCUUGUGGGCUGGGGCUACACUCGAGGUGAAGACGUCCGAGGGGCCCCCUAUGACUGGCGCCGUGCCCCAAAUGAAAACAAGGCCUACUUCCUGGCCCUCCGGGAGAUGAUCGAGGAGAUGCACCGCCUGUACGGGGGCCCUGUGGUGCUGGUGGCCCACAGCAUGGGCAACAUGUACACACUAUACUUCCUGCAACAGCAGCCACAAGAUUGGAAGAACAAGUAUAUCCGUGCCUUCGUGUCACUGGGUGCCCCUUGGGGGGGCGUGGCCAAGACCCUUCGUGUCCUGGCCUCAGGAGACAACAACCGGAUCCCUGUCAUUGAGACGCUGAAGAUCCGGGAGCAGCAGCGGUCUGCUGUCUCCACCAGCUGGCUGCUGCCCUACAACCACACUUGGUCACCCAAGAAAGUGUUCGUACACACACCUGUGACCAACUACACCCUGCGGGACUAUCAGCAGUUCUUCCAGGACAUUGGCUUUGAGGACGGCUGGUUCAUGCGGCAGAACACAGAUGGGCUGGUGGACGCCACGGUGCCGCCUGGUGUGCCUCUGCACUGCCUCUAUGGCACCGGUGUUCCUACACCAGACUCCUUCUACUAUGAGACCUUCCCUGAUCGCGACCCUAAAAUCUACUUCGGUGAUGGUGACGGCACUGUGAACUUGGAGAGUGCCCUGCAUUGCCGGACCUGGCAAAGACACCAGGAGCACCAAGUGUCUUUGCAGGAGCUCCCAGGCAGUGAGCACAUCCAGAUGCUGGCCAAUGCCACCACGCUGGCCUAUCUGAAACAAGUACUUCUUGGGCCCUGAGUCCUGUGCCAGGCAGGGUUGCUUGGAUGGGUUGGACACGGCUUUCCUUGGCCUCUGAAGCUGUUAGGGAUUAUAAAUUUAGCAAAGUUUGCAACCAGUCAUUCAAGAUCCUGGGUCUUGGGCUAUGAAGCAUCUGCCCUGGGAAGUAUUAUUGCUCAUCCUCCGUCGGUGGCCAUGAACAAGGAAAUACAUGAGUGUGGACUCCAGAGACCCUUGAUGUAAAGAAUGCUGCUGCUGCUGGAACUGUCUGUUACUCAGGACUGGCUCUGCAUGGUGGGUUGGUUGGCACCUGGCCUCAAUCCCCAGCUCAGGGGCCAUGCAUUCCUCUUAGCCCUGUGGGCUUUCCACACUCACCCACUGGGUCUUGGACUUCCCAUGAGGGCUAUACUGAGCUCUGUGACCCUCAGGUGACCCUUCCCAUGCACUGGCCUCAUACAGGCCUGCUACUAGACAUGGGUGGCCGAAGCUGCUGCUUCCCUGUGGCCUCACUGGUGGACAGCCUGGUACCCCCUGCAGGCAGGGGCAGUUUUAUUUUCCAUGGCUCCCCAGGCUUGGGGCAUUCAUUUCAUUCCUACCUCUCUCGCCUGCAGUAGCAGCCCAGUUGUGGAUUGGGCGGCAGAUGGCCACCAGGGGCUCUGAUCUCUCUGGUUGUGCUGUGGGUUCCAGUAUUAAAUCUGGCUUCCGUGGCUCUGGGACUGUGGUUGAAGAAGAGCAGGGCCCAGUGCCCUGGCAUUCUAGGUACCUAUGGAGAAAGGGAACUCUUGAGGCUGCCUUGAGCUGCCCUCUUGUGAACCCCACUGCCAGCUUGCCAUACAGUCUCAGCACCCAGCUGGGCUGGCACAGGGCUGAAAGGUGCUGGCGCUUCUGCUCAGUACCUGCUAAUCAGUCAGUGGUUUUUAGAACAAAGGGGUGAACCCAGAGAUUUAAGUGAGCCAGGGGGCUACGUCUCCCCAGGUCUGCGGUCUGCUCCAGGGGUGCUGGAUGGGUCUCCCCAUGAUAGCAGGGAGGGAGAGUCUGAGCCUACUUACUGGCAGUAGGCUGUAGAUGGGUACCUGGCCAGAGGCUGAGACUUAGGUCCAGCCUCAAGACUGAAGUCUCAAAACCACCGUCAGGCUGGACUGUGCCUCUCUCCCGCAAGGUUUCUUGGAGCUGGAUUUUUGCUGUUGUGUAUGUGCCCAGCAUCUGUCUCCUUUUGUCCUGAGUGAUGGGCUCCGUAUGGGGCUUGAGCAGGAUGUACCUCGAUUCUGGCAAUAAAGUAUUCUGGAUGCUGUAAG
This is a messenger RNA of Chinchilla lanigera (long-tailed chinchilla), 2662 nucleotides long. It is a transcript of the gene Pla2g15, whose product is annotated as phospholipase A2, group XV. Gene Ontology annotation, biological process: phosphatidylcholine metabolic process; ceramide metabolic process. Bases 138 to 1388 code for a protein of 416 amino acids. The record is from RefSeq and is a predicted model, not a curated record. Lineage: Eukaryota; Metazoa; Chordata; Mammalia; Rodentia; Chinchillidae. The transcript has 6 exons. Gene Ontology annotation, cellular component: lysosome.